AUGUUCGUGUGUGACACUCCUGCUGUCGCCGGAACCUCUAUAUGCGGAGUGACCGCUAUCAGUGCUGUGAGUCCGGCAAUCAAGGCCAGCCCGCAGGAAACUUCUGUAGCUGUCGCCAAUGUAGUGGCGUUCGGUACCCUGGGCAUGCUUACCUACCCUUACCUCGCGCACGCAAUAUUUAGCUCAAGUCAGAGCAUCGGAGUGUUCCUUGGCUUAGCAGUGCACGACACAUCUCAGGUACUAGGCAGUGCUCUAACGUACAGUACCUUGUACGGUGCGGAGGAUGUGCUGAAAAUCGCUGCGGUGACUAAGCUCACGCGCAACGUGUGCCUGGCGGGUGUUGUGCCCUACAUGAGUUAUAAGCAUGCGGAGAAGGCGAUCGCUGGCGACAUUGGUACGGUUGCAGUAAAACCGACUGCCAUAGAAUUGGUGUACAAGUACACGCCCGGGUUUGUGGCAGGAUUCAUCGCCAUGGCUUGCAUGCGGUCCACUGGCGACUAUAGCCUGGAUACGUAUGGUGCUGCUUUUGGGUGUCUCUCCCCCGAUCAGUGGAAGCAAACUACCACAAUGAUAGGUAGUACACUAUCGCAGCCAUUGCUCACCACGGCAAUGGCUGGCGUGGGCCUGACUACUAGUUUGUCCGCCUUGAAGGGGGUAGGGUAUAAACCAUUCGCAGUGGGCUUCACGGGUGCCACAACGGUGGGACUUGUGGGUUUGACCAGUGCGCUAGUACUCGGCGUGAUCUAAGCGGUGCAAUUUACACAACUGGUAGGCUGCACUCGCUUAUAAACCUAACUAUCAGCUCUGCCGCUGAUCUUGCCCGUGUCCAUGAUUAAGUCCGUGUAUAGAAUAUUAUGUGCUUAUUCGGCAGCAAACAUCGUAAAAUACACUAAGAACUGGAUCCAGCGCAAUUAUGGUGCUCUGGUACUUGGCUUGAAUCAAUUAGAGCUCAUAAGCCAUUUAUGGGGCUGCAUCAACGGUAUUGUACGGAGGUUCUGAAUUUAGUUGACAUAUUUAUUGUUCACCAAUAGAGUUUUCCGUAUAAUAUAAAGUGUUAUAGUUUUCAUAUUUAGCGAAUAUCGGGGCGGUAUUUGACAUGCGAAAUAAUGUUUAUAUGUAGUGGAUAAGCCCUGUCGUAUCGUAUGCAAAGGUGUUGUCAAAUGGCAUAGGUCCUUCAGCUGUAUCUAGGUGGCGCUCGUCACAUACUUAAGAGUUAUGCACGUGCAUACUGAAUUUUCCUGACAUUAUUUUUGUUCUAAUCCAUAUUUGAAACGCUUAGUACGAUUCGGUACCGAACAUCUUGGCAUAGUUUGACGUGGAUGAAUACACAAUGUUGGAAUAAAACAAUAGUUCGCAGCGG
Molecule: messenger RNA, 1360 nt
Organism: Sphaeroforma arctica JP610
Lineage: Eukaryota; Ichthyosporea; Ichthyophonida
Exons: 2
Coding region: 1-747 (248 amino acids)
Cellular component (GO): plasma membrane
Source: RefSeq, a predicted model, not a curated record